AAGUGUCAAAAAUAACGAAUUCAUUGAGAAAUAAUGAAUUCAAAAUUAAUAUACUGCGAAUGAUGCAUUGCUCGAUCGAUCGGAAUAUAAAAAAGCAGAGGUAUCCUGAUAAGGUUAAGAAGAGGGCAAGGGUUAAGCUGAGCGGAUCAAGAGGGAUCUUCGUGGUGGCAGGAUGAUAUUCCGUAGUGGGGGGUGUGGCUCGACGCGACGCCUACGUAGAACGUAGACCCGUGAUAUAGUACAGUUCGUGGUGGUAUCACGAAACAGUUGGUGAGGUAGAGGCAGUGAAGAGUCGAAGGUGUAUGUACCGCCACGCGGCGCUGUUGUCGCCAUCGUUUGGUACCACCACGAUUGCACCGACGCCACCACCACCACCACUGUUGUUGGCCACCCCUCGUCCGGUUUAUGUUUCUGACAGUGGCCCGAGCGAGCGGUGACAGCCAAGCCAGCAGUCGUCAGUGCGUCGUCGUACUGUACGUUGUGUUGUCUCUGCGUGGUGUGUAUCGUGAAUACUUUUACCGCGUGGCCGGCUAGCUGUCAAACGUGCGAGCAAUCAAUCGACUUAUCAAACUAUAGCUCUUCCGGGUAUCGAUAUUGAUAAAUACCGAGCUUGUCCGAUAAUCAUUGCCUCCCAUUGUGUCAAGUGUUUUUGUUGCAUCGAGACGUGUUUUCAAGACAACUCGAUCGAUACGAUUUUUAUUUCUGAAGAAAGAAAGGAAAGAAAAAUAUAAAUGAGAGAAAGGUUGCACGAUUUUUAGAGUGAUCCGAUGAAGUAAAAUGUGCAUCGUUCUUAAAUUUAUCCUCUCAAUAUUAUUGAACAGCGGAUCGUUCCCAUUUAUUUCACGAUCAACGCUUAUACGUAAUCUUUCAUAACAUAAACGUACGCGCGUCGUUUCUUCUCGAAAACUGAUUUCGAACGAGGAAAGUGCUUUCAAAGAUUUCAGCAUUUUAGUAUACGAUCAUUGAAUAUGACUGAAUUGGCAAAAGAAGCUUUCGCCUCGCGCAAUUAUCGCUUAGCUGUAGAAAUGUACGAACGUAAUUUGAAGCAGCAAGCACCGAGUUUUGAGGUGCUCGUUGGCUAUGGAGAUUCUUUGGCCAAAUGUGGACGUAUCAGAGAGUCCAUUGGUGUUUACUCGAAAUGUUUAGCAGUAGGAUCUGUGGCACCGGAGCGAUUGAAACAUCUGGCGAACGCUUUGUUGGAUGAAUUGUCUGGCGCUGCGACUACAACCAUCAAUUUUCGAAGAAAAAUCGAAACAUCUUUCGCGUGCCCUCUGUGCGAGGGAACCCUGUGCCAACCAGUAACAUCGAACUGCGGCCAUACAUAUUGCAAAAAUUGCGUGGAGCCGGGCAAAAGCUGUCGCGUGUGCGGGCAAAAAAUCAUCACUGUGAGUGAGACGAAUGUGCUAGUGCAGAGACUGGUGGAAAAGUGGUGGCCGCGAGAAGCAGAGGCUAGCAGGGCUAGACACGAGGGUGAUAUUCUAAUGAAGGAGGGACACUUGGGUCAAGCGCUCGAAAGAUACAAUUUGGCGGUUCAUCUUGCGCCAAACAGCCCACUCCAUCUUAGCAACAGGGCUCACGUUUUGCUCCUGCUGAAUAGACCUCAAGCCUCCCUCACGGAUGCUGAUCAUGCUGUUAGGCUACGACCGGACUGGGGCAAGGGUCAUUACAGACGAGGGGUGGCUUUGUCCGCGCUAGGAAGACACGAGGAGGCACUGUUUGCUCUUUGCAUUAGCGUCGCUAUUGACAAGAAUCCUCAAGCUGUGCGUCACGAAUUAAUCAAGGUGCUGCACAAAGUGUUGUCGUCAGGACAUCGUCGAUAUAGCCUCCUUCCAUCACGUGCCCCUUACAAUCUGACAGAGGGCGCAUCGCGCACUAGAAGUCGCCACCAGUUGAUUAAUCCCAAGAGAAACCGGAGGGCGGCGUUCAAUGCCUCCGACUGCGAGGACAACAGCAGCGGUGGCGAAGAGGAAUUCACUCAGACUGUUAGCAGAAGGCUCCUGUCAACCACAGCCCCACAAAACAACGUGAAGCUCCAGGCUGGCCUAGAUCGUCUCUACCAAGACAUUGAAAAGCUGAAAAGACUCGAAACAAGAUCCGCCGAGAUUCUCCUUCCGCCUCUUUCCGGUGGUACAGCCGGUGAAUUGGACUGCAUCUUGUGUUGUCGACUCUUAUGGAAACCCGUAACAACUCCAUGCGGACAUACGUAUUGUUGGAUGUGUUUGGAUCGCUGCUUGGAUUAUUCCUCGGCCUGUCCUUUAUGCGUCACUUCACUUGCCGAUUAUUUGGCCAGCAGCCAGAAGACAGUGACGGAUUUCAUAGAAAGGGCUUUGAAAACGGUUGCACCCGUGGAAUACGCCUCGAGGGCAGCCAGCCACCGACUAGAGCUCGUCCAAGGACUUGGCCUUCUGGGUAGUGAGCAGAUCGCUGUUUUCGUUUGCACCACAGCAUUUCCAUGUGUCGCAUGUCCGUUGUUCGUGUACGAGCCGAGAUACAGGUUGAUGGUGAGGAGAUGCGUGGAGAGCGGUGUCCGCCAGUUUGGUAUCGCUGCAUGUAUUAACCGAGAGGCUACAGGGACCAGAAGAUAUGCGGAAUAUGGAACCAUGCUUGAGAUUCGAGAUAGAGUGUUGCUAAAAGAUGGCUGCAGCAUUUUGAGUACAGUUGGUGGAAGAAGAUUCAGAGUUCUCUCUGGAGGGGAAAAGGAUGGUUAUGAUACAGCUCAAGUAGAGUUCCUCAGGGAUACGAUGGUUCAGGAUGAUCAAUUGUUGAAUCUUCUAGAGUUGCACGACAAGGUGAGAACGAAAGGCAGAAGAUGGUGGGAUACGGUAUCGUUAUCUCAGCAAUUGGAAAUCCAGCGAGUAUUCGGUCGAAUGCCAGACACGGAGGAGGAUUGGCCACGUUUACCUGAUGGCCCAUCGUGGACAUGGUGGUUAUUAGCUAUAUUGCCGCUUGGCCCACAGUUGCAAGUGGGAAUUGUGGGCACCACAAGCCUAGAGAAGAGAUUAAGAGCCAUUGAGAAGACUCUGGAUCACAUGGAGCAGAGGCAAUUGACCGUGGCUCCUGCCACUUCCGAGGAAACGACUACUUCCUCCNGUAUAUGCCGUGACGAGGGUGGUUUAACGGAUACCACGGUCUCGUUGGUCCAGUAAAAGAAGAAACAAAGAAGAAAUAUAGAAGAACGAGAAUAUCCUUUAGAGGAUAUACGUUUAGAUUUUGAUUUCGCUACGAGAUGGCGAUUCGAUGGGGAUUUCAUUCGAUGUACAAAGUACUUGGAGAAUAGCUUAUCGAAGAUUAACUACUUUUUACUCGAUAUUUAAUAUAAACGCAAUUAUAUCCGAAAGUGAGGCGAGGGAUAUUUGUAGCCCGGUUCAUCCAUUUUUCUCCGUAUAUUUAACUCCCGUUAGUUACGUUUUUAAUUCGAGUACCGAAAUUUCUAUUUCUCUCUUUAUUGGUACUCGUUAAACUUUUACCACACCCGAUCGCCUUAUUGACGGAACGAUAAUGGUGCGAUUAGCAUUUAAUAAUUUUGAGCGUCGAGAUUGAUUCUAAGCGAGUUAUAAUAUAUUACAUAUACAGCAAUAUUACAUUGUAUCGUUACAAAAUUAAUCAACAUUGAUCGAUCGUUUUAUAUUCAAAAAUGGAGAGAUUUGUUUAGAAUAUUGACUUGAGAUUGA
Apis dorsata (giant honeybee) is the source of this 3671-nucleotide messenger RNA. RefSeq names its product LON peptidase N-terminal domain and RING finger protein 1. The record is from RefSeq and is a predicted model, not a curated record. NCBI's taxonomy places the organism in Eukaryota, Metazoa, Arthropoda, Insecta, Hymenoptera, Apidae. The coding region runs from base 969 to 3146 and encodes 725 amino acids. Gene Ontology annotation, molecular function: protein binding. The transcript is spliced from 10 exons.